Messenger RNA from Notolabrus celidotus (New Zealand spotty), 1499 nucleotides. It is a transcript of the gene tedc1, whose product is annotated as tubulin epsilon and delta complex 1. The record is from RefSeq and is a predicted model, not a curated record. NCBI's taxonomy places the organism in Eukaryota, Metazoa, Chordata, Actinopteri, Labriformes, Labridae. The transcript is spliced from 8 exons. Bases 200 to 1429 code for a protein of 409 amino acids.
AACCCGGAAGUAGUAGUCUUCACCGCGAAAUAUCAACAACACGAACAGCCUGUCAGAGUUCGAAAUUAUGUUAAAUUAGUCUUUUAAAACAGUUUAAAGUACUUUUUCAGGAUUAAAUGUAAUAACUGAGUUAGUUUAAAGUGUUUAUUAUAAGUAUAGUAGUAUAAGUAAAGUAUAUAUUUAGUGUUAGUUGUCUGUAAUGCAGAGGAGUAAAGCCUCCGUGGAGGUGAAGCAGGUGAUCGGUUCUCUCUGCAGGCUGCUCACGGCCUCAGGGCUUGAGGCUGUCCCAGCUCCGGAGACCUUCAGGCGGGCGAAAUUCAGUGGUGGACCCGAGGUGGAGGAUCAGUUUUUGCAGCUCCUCGCCAACAUCCUGCAGACAGCGGGAGUUGUUUCUCAUGAGGCGCAGGCUCAGCUUGGAGGAGAGCCCCAUAAGCUUGUAGCUGCUGGUCUCUGGCAGACUGGUUACCAUGCAGACUGGAUGUUCAUGGAGGAAGAAGGUGAUGGAGGAGAAGGAGGGCGAUGCUCCAGCAGAGAGCUCCUCCUGGCUCUGGGCUGGCUGCUCGCUGCAGGAACUCUGGAGACCCUGGUGACACAGAGGGUGCAAAAACUGGACAGAACACUGUUUACACCUCCACCUGUGAGCUCUGGGUUUUCAAACAAGCCUCAGGUCGACUCGUCAUCUCUGAGGAGACUUCAGUGGCUCGUCGGCUCUCUGAGGCAUCAGGGCCGGAUCCUGCUGUCCAUGCAAGAGGAGCGAACUCGCUUACUUCAUGCUGUUUUUCUUGCCAGCCUCUCCUCCUCUCCGCCGUCCUCUCAACAAAACUCAGCAGCACUGAAGGAGGACUGUGUGUGUGUGCGGCUGCUGUGCGACCUGUUGGAGUCGUAUCUGAACUGGAAGCAGGCGGAGAAAGUCUUCUGGACCUGGAUGGACAGUGUGUUGGACUGCUACCUGACAGAUCCGAUGGUUAUCAAGAAGCCGACUCAAACGCUCAGACGGAGCACAAGAAGAGUGUGCCAUCAUGGAAACCGGGGACUCGAGGAAAUGGAGGACAUGCUCCGGAGACUGCCUACAGGACAGAAAGGACAGAGGAGAAGCAGAGAGGCUGCAGCAGACAGAGGAGAAGGAGGACAGAGGAAGGUUCUGCAAUCAGGAUCAGAAACCUCCUUACCCCCCUUCCCCUCCAUGCACACCUUUCCUCAGGUGUACCGAGCCCGACUCCAGUCCGCGGGUCCGGUCAAACGCAGCAGCCGACCAGCAGACGGUGGUGCUGAGGCCGCAGACGAGCUCCCUGCGUCUCAGGCCGCUCGGCUGCUGCUUCAGACGGAGGCUCUGCUGCUGGAGAGGAGGGACGCACGCAGACUGACCAACGGGAUGCAGCUGCAGGAGAUCGUCAGCAGGCGGGAUGAGCUGGUGUUAAUACCCCCGUGAAGUGUUUGGAAGAGUUCUGAUAAUAAUGAAGAUGAUUUAUUUAUUAAAAAAUAAACACAAUAUGAUGUCA